AUGAGUGCUUUUAUUAUUGGAUCUACUGGGUUAGUUGGAGCACAAUUAUUGAAGGUUGCAGCUGAAUCAAACAAGUUUGAGACGGUUCACACUGUUAGUCGCCGUCCAGUUGAUGGCCGCGAUAAGGUUCAAGGUGUUGUCGAGACGGAUACUGCUAAAUGGCCAGAAGUUAUCAGAGAGAAUAGCAAAGGGGUGAGGACUUUUUUCUCUGCUUUUGGUACCACAAGGGCUGAUGCAGGAGGAGUUGAAAAUUUCAAGAAGAUUGACUAUGGUAUCAACUACGAAUGCGCCAAAGCUGCUAAAGAAGCAGGAAUUGAGACGUUUGUGUUAGUGUCAUCGCUUGGAGCUAACGAGUCAUCGAUGCUUUUCUACUUGAAGUCGAAGGGAAAGUUGGAAAACGAUAUUAUUGCCUUGGAAUUUCCCAGAACUAUUAUUAUUAGGCCCGGUGCUUUAUUAGGAAAACGUCAGAAAUCACAGGGAAUAGCAAACGAAAUAUUCCAAAAAUGGGGGAAUAUGGUCAAGGGAACGCCAUUCAAGUUCACGGCCUAUCCUAUUACUGGAGAGGAGGUUGCGAAGGUUGCAGUUCAUUUGGCAUCUGAACCAUUAACGCAAGGCGACGGCCCAGUAGUUAAGGCUGUGGGAACGAGUGAACUAGACCACCUAGUCAAAAGCCUCGAGUAA
This is a messenger RNA of Debaryomyces hansenii CBS767, 681 nucleotides long. RefSeq lists its product as uncharacterized. Gene Ontology annotation, biological process: import into nucleus. The transcript has a single exon. Bases 1 to 681 code for a protein of 226 amino acids. Gene Ontology annotation, cellular component: cytoplasm. Lineage: Eukaryota; Fungi; Ascomycota; Pichiomycetes; Serinales; Debaryomycetaceae. The record is from RefSeq and is a predicted model, not a curated record.